AUGCCAUCUCCCGCGCCUCUUCCCCCUCACUUUACCUGGGGCUUCGCAACAGCCGCCUACCAGAUAGAAGGUGCUGUUGAUGAAGAUGGACGUGGAAAGUCCAUUUGGGAUACCUUCUGCCAUCUGGAGCCCUCGCGGACCAAGGGUGCCAAUGGUGAUGUCGCCUGUGACCACUAUCAUCGGUAUGAGGAGGACUUUGACCUACUCACGCGAUAUGGAGGUCGAGAGGACCCAGUAAACGAAGCCGGUGUCGCAUUUUACAACAAGCUCAUUGAUUCGCUGCUGGCGAGAGGCAUCACGCCAUGGCUUACCUUGUAUCAUUGGGACCUGCCGCAGGCGCUGCAUGAUAGAUACGGGGGCUGGUUGAAUGUGGAGGAAUCACAGAGAGAUUUUGAACGGUACGCAAGGGUCUGCUAUGAGCGGUUCGGUGAUCGAGUCAAGAAUUGGAUUACCCUCAACGAGCCAUGGAUUGUGUCCAUUUUCGGAUACGCAACCGGUGGCAAUGCUCCUGGAAGAAGCAGUAUAAAUCCUCAAUCGACCGAGGGUGACACGGCGACUGAGCCUUGGGUUGUUGGAAAAGCGCUGAUCAUGAGCCAUGCCCGCGCCGCUGCCUUGUACAACAGAGAGUUCCGGUCGGUACAGAAAGGCAAGAUUGGGAUCUCGUUGAAUGGAGACUACUAUGAGCCUUGGAAUGCCCAAGAUGAGCGGGAUCACGCUGCUGCAGAGCGUCGCAUGGAAUUUCACAUUGGCUGGUUCGCCAAUCCCAUCUUUCUGGCAAGAGACUACCCAGUCUGCAUGCGCGAGCAACUUGGAGAUCGCCUGCCCAAGUUUUCCUCGUCUGACUUGGCGCUCCUUCGCGAAGCUGAGAGUGAUUUCUACGGGAUGAACUACUAUACAUCCCAGUUUGCUCGCCAUCGCGAUCAACCGGCUUCCGAAACGGACUAUAUCGGCAAUGUAGACGAGUUACAGGGGAAUAGCGAAGGGAUGUCGGUCGGCGAACCAAGCGGUAUCCAUUGGCUUCGCUCAUGCCCAGACAAGUUUCGCAAACACCUCACGAGAGUGUAUCGCCUGUACGGAAAGCCAAUCUUCAUCACCGAGAACGGAUGUCCAUGUCCUGGAGAGGAUCGGAUGACAUGUGACGAGUCAGUUAAUGACAUGUAUCGAAUCCAGUAUUUUGAGGAUCAUCUAGAAGCAGUGGGCCUGUCCGUCAACCAAGACGGUGCUGAUAUCCGAGGCUACUUUGCGUGGUCUUUGCUGGAUAAUUUAGAAUGGUCCGAUGGUUAUGGACCUCGAUUCGGCGUGACAUUCACCGAUUAUCAGACCUUGGAGAGAACGCCCAAGAAAUCUGCCCUGCUGCUGAAACGCAUUUUUGAAGAGCGAAUGGGUGUCAGCGCCAAAGGAAACGCCGUGCCAGCCCCUGAAGUGUUCCGAGCGGAGUUGUGA
This is a messenger RNA of Aspergillus thermomutatus, 1443 nucleotides long. Its product is annotated as glycoside hydrolase family 1 protein. Bases 1 to 1443 code for a protein of 480 amino acids. Lineage: Eukaryota; Fungi; Ascomycota; Eurotiomycetes; Eurotiales; Aspergillaceae. The transcript is spliced from 5 exons. Gene Ontology annotation, molecular function: beta-glucosidase activity. The record is from RefSeq and is a predicted model, not a curated record. Gene Ontology annotation, biological process: carbohydrate metabolic process.